This is a messenger RNA of Drosophila takahashii, 1629 nucleotides long. Lineage: Eukaryota; Metazoa; Arthropoda; Insecta; Diptera; Drosophilidae. The record is from RefSeq and is a predicted model, not a curated record.
AUGAACGAGCAGAUUGGCAACAGCAACUCCAACGCAACUUUUAGCGGCAGUGGCAGUGGCAGCAACGCCGCCUCCAUCGCAGAAAGCGUGGCGGAGAGCGGCCCGGACUUCGAUGCACUUCGGGCCGCCUGCGAAACGCGGCUAAAUGGCAGCGGUCAACUGGCGGGCUCUGGAGGACCCCACUGCGCCGGCACCUUUGAUGGCUGGCUUUGUUGGCCGGAUACGGCCGCCGGCACUUCCGCCUACGAACUCUGCCCGGACUUCAUCACGGGAUUCGAUCCAGCAAGAUAUGCCCACAAGGAGUGUGGCCUCGAUGGCGAGUGGUUUAAGCAUCCGCUGACCAAUAAAACAUGGUCCAACUACACAACCUGCGUAAAUCUUGACGACCUCGAGUGGAGGCACAGUGUAAAUCUGAUCUACGAGGUUGGCUACGGCACCUCGCUGCUGGCCAUCCUGCUGUCCCUGGGCAUAUUGGGUUAUUUCAAAUCCCUGAAGUGCGCCCGCAUCACUCUGCACAUGAAUCUGUUUGCCUCGUUUGCGGCCAACAACUCGUUGUGGUUGGUCUGGUACCUGCUGGUCAUGCCGAAUACGGAGCUGCUCCAUCACAGUCCGAUGCGCUGCGUGGCCCUGCACAUCACUUUGCACUAUUUCCUGCUGUCGAACUACUCGUGGAUGCUAUGCGAGGGAUUCUAUCUGCACACCGUCCUGGUGGCCGCGUUCAUUUCCGAGAAGAGGCUGGUCAAAUGGCUGAUCGCCUUCGGCUGGGGCUCUCCGGCCGUCGUCAUAUUCGUCUAUAGCAUGGCCCGCGGUCUGGGCGGCACGCCCGAGGACCACAUGCACUGCUGGAUGAGCCAAACCGACUACGAUAACAUUCUGGUGGUGCCCGUGUGUAUCUCCAUGUUCCUCAACCUUCUGUUCCUGUGCAACAUUGUGCGCGUCGUCCUGCUGAAACUGAAUGCCCCGGCCAGUAUUCAGGGCAGCUGCGGUCCUUCCCGAACCAUUUUGCAGGCCUUUCGGGCCACGCUGCUUUUGGUUCCUCUGCUCGGCCUCCAGUACAUCGUAACGCCGUUUCGUCCUGCACCCGGACAUCCCUGGGAGAAUACAUACGAAAUCAUCUCGGCGUUUACGGCCUCGUUUCAAGGUCUGUGCGUGGCCACUUUGUUUUGCUUCUGCAACGGCGAGGUGAUUGCCCAAAUGAAGCGCAAGUGGCGGAUGAUGUGCUUCAGCAACCGGCCGCGGACCAAUUCCUAUACAGCCACUCAGGUCUCGGUAAGAUUUGUACUAAAAGCUUCACAUGCUUUUCCUCCAACCUUUCUCUCUACUAAUUUUGUACCACGGGUUACGGCGCGUAUGAGUAAUGCAGCAGCACUAGCACACUUGAGCACUCACAGUUUAUUGGCCUAUAGAUACGCAUUAAUCGCAUGCUAAAACUAAAACUAAAGACUAAAAUCGAAAAGAAUAUAUAAGACAGUUACAGAAACCGACGCACCGUUGCCAACUGGCCAACCACCAUGAUAGCAAAUUCUCAGUUCUUUUGAUUGUAGUUCGUGCGCUGCGGACCGCCACUGCCCGGAGAGGAGAAGGUAUGACUAAAGGACAUGUCGGCCAAGCGGCGUGCUUCCUCGGGCC